Molecule: messenger RNA, 4089 nt
Organism: Heteronotia binoei (common prickly gecko)
Lineage: Eukaryota; Metazoa; Chordata; Lepidosauria; Squamata; Gekkonidae
Gene: CUX2
Product: cut like homeobox 2
Exons: 13
Coding region: 1-3723 (1240 amino acids)
Biological process (GO): regulation of DNA-templated transcription
Molecular function (GO): DNA binding; DNA-binding transcription factor activity, RNA polymerase II-specific
Source: RefSeq, a predicted model, not a curated record
AUGGAAGCUCGCUGGGUGACCUUGGGCCAUUCGGCCGCUCGCAGCCUAACCUUCCUCAUAGGGUUGUUGCGCAAAUCAAAUGGAGGAGAGACCAAUGACAAAGUGAACUACGGGGCUUUGUGUCCAGGGCCGCGGCUGGAGGCCGCCCUGGCUGCCAAGGACCGGGAAAUCGUCCGGCUUCUCAAAGAGAUCCAACAUCUGCAGACCUCCAUGCAGGAGCUGGAGGAGUCCUCGGCCAAUCAGAUCGCAGACCUGGAACGGCAGCUGGCGGCCAAGAACGAGGCCAUCGAAAAACUGGAAGAGAAACUAAGAGCCCAGUCGGAUUACGAGGAGAUCAAGACUGAGCUGAGCAUCCUGAAGGCGAUGAAGCUGGCUUCUUCCAACUGUGGCCUUUCACAGAGCAUAUCGAAACCCAGCGAUGCUUUGCUUCUGGGAAAAGAAUCCUUCUACGUCCCGCAGAAGUUCCUGCUGGAAAAACCAAACCUCGGGCAUAAUACUGAGGAAGAACCCUCAGAGGACGAGUCGGUGAAGGACUCCAUGGGGACGGACCAGUCCUACUCCUCCCCUCUGCAGCUCUCGCACACGCCCAGGGAAGACUCUGCCUCGCCCAACCUCAUCCAGCCCCUGCUGGGUCCCACCAUGCCUCAGGAAGCCCCAAGGCCCUUCUCGCUGUCUCCUUUCCCCAGCCUGGGCUCUGCCGAACGGAUCCCGUUAGACUCCCUUCUCCCCAAACAGAUGGGGCCUCCCACGUACAAGAGCGAGAACAGCGGCGCGGUGGCUUUCCCUUCUCCUUUCUAUGCUGCCAAAGGGGCCGUAUUGUCCGGCAACCCCAGCCAAACCCUCCCUGCCAGCGAGGGGAGCCCGCCCAGCGAUCAGUCUGAGGGCAGCGGUUCAGCCGGUUCAGCGGACGAGGAGCAGCUGGACACGGCCGAGAUCGCUUUCCAAGUGAAGGAGCAGCUUCUGAAGCACAACAUCGGCCAACGCGUCUUCGGACACUAUGUCCUCGGCCUCUCGCAGGGCUCCGUCAGCGAGAUUCUGGCUAGGCCGAAGCCUUGGCGCAAGCUCACCGUCAAGGGCAAAGAGCCCUUCAUCAAGAUGAAGCAGUUUCUCUCUGACGAGCAGAACGUCUUGGCCCUGAGGACCAUUCAGGUGCGCCAGAGAGGCAGCAUCACACCAAGGAUCAGAACGCCGGAAACCGGCUCUGACGACGCCAUCAAGAACAUCCUCGAGCAAGCCAAGAAGGAGAUAGAGUCGCAGAAAGGGGACACCAAGAACUCCUCGGCCCCACAGGCGGUGGCCAACGGCACUGGCGGGAGCAACUCAGAAGACGCCAUCAAGAACAUUCUGGAACAAGCCCGCCGGGAAAUGCAGGCUCAGCAGCAAGCCCUGCUAGAGAUAGAAUCGGGCGGCACCGGCAGGUCCAUGGCCACGCCGCCCGCCGAGCGCUCCACCCUGGCGGCCGUCAGCCAGAACAUCGUCCAGGCCUACAUCAAGCAGGAGGAGGGGAUGCGGGGCCCAAACGCCGGGGGCAGCGGCAUGACUCAGGCCCCCCUGACGGUGCUCUCCCCCGCCGCCUUCGUGCAGAGCAUCAUCCGCAAGGUCAAGUCCGAAAUCGGGGACGCGGGCUCCUAUUUCGACCAGCACUGGGCGUCGGAGAGGAGCUUGCUGAGCCGCCCGUACACCUCGGUGUCGCCCUCCCUCUCCUCCUCUUCCAGCUACUCCAGCAUGGCCAACGGGCGGGGCUGGCCGCGCGGAGAAACUGGCGACGCCGUCCCCAACGAGGAAGACCUCCCCACCUCCGAGGACGAGCCCCACAGGGGGCUGGAGGUCAAGUCGGAAGGGGCCGAGCCCCAGGGCUCCGGCCGUUUGACUUACUACCCGGCUUAUGUGCCGCGGACCCUCAAGCCCACCGUCCCCCCCUUGACCCCGGAGCAGUACGAAAUGUACAUGUACAGGGAAGUCGACACCUUGGAGCUGACCAGGCAGGUCAAGGAGAAGCUGGCCAAGAACGGGAUCUGCCAGCGGAUCUUCGGGGAAAAGGUGCUGGGGCUGUCGCAAGGGAGCGUGAGCGACAUGCUCUCUCGGCCCAAGCCGUGGAGCAAGCUGACGCAGAAGGGGCGGGAGCCGUUCAUCCGGAUGCAGCUCUGGCUCACGGACCAGCUGGGCCAAGGGAUCGGCCAACAGGCUGGCCAGCCUCACGCCAGUCCUGGGGAGACCGGGUCUUCCCCCUCCCCACCCCCCAGUCCUUCGGAGCAAGAGAAGAGCCCCCAGGAGCCCCUGAGUCUGGCUUUGGAAAGCAGCAAAGAGAAUCAGCAACCGGAGAGUCGGUCGGCUUCCGCGCUGAGCGGAAAGGCGUGUCCCAACAGCCAGGGGUCGGUGGGCAUCCAGGAGAUCGUGGCCUUGUCCCCGGAGCUGGACACCUACGCCAUCACCAAGAAGGUCAAAGAGGUCUUGACGGAUAACAAUCUCGGCCAGCGGCUUUUUGGCGAGAGUAUCCUGGGCCUGACCCAGGGGUCAGUCUCAGACCUUCUUUCGAGGCCCAAGCCGUGGCACAAGCUGAGCUUGAAAGGGAGGGAGCCCUUUGUCCGCAUGCAGCUCUGGCUGAACGAUCCACACAACAUCGAGAAGCUCCGGGACAUGAAGAAGCUGGAGAAGAAAGCGUAUUUGAAGCGGCGCUACGGACUGAUCACGGCCAGUUCGGACAGCGAGUCUCCCAACACCCGCUCAGAGUGCCCCAGCCCCAGCCCCCAGUCCCAAGACCUGAACCUCCUGCAGAUGAAGAAGCCAAGAGUGGUCCUGGCUCCAGAGGAGAAGGAGGCCCUCAAAAAGGCCUACCAGCUGGAGCCCUACCCUUCCCAGCAGACCAUCGAGCUCCUGUCUUUCCAGCUGAAUCUCAAGACCAACACCGUGAUCAACUGGUUCCAUAACUACAGGUCCCGCAUGCGCCGGGAGAUGCUGGUGGAGGGAGCGCAGGACGACACAGACCCGGAGCCGUGCGUGACCCCGGCCGGCAACUCCCUCAAGAGGCCCCCACCUCCGAGUCCCGACUCAGAAGAAGAGGACAAGAAGCCGGUGUUCAGAGACGCGGAGUGCCAGGGGGAGAACGAGUCACAGGUCCAGAUUAAGGAAGAGCAGGUGGAGGCGGGUGAGAAAGACGACAGCUCAGAGCAGAGAGAUUCCUGCAGCCUGGAUGGAGAGACGGAGCCUUGGUCUGAGCCGGCCCUCAAAGAAGAAGAGGUGGAUGCCGUGUGUACAGAAGGCUCCAAUGAGGCUCCCAGCCCCCCAUGGGGCAGCGCCCCACAUAGCAAAACGCAUGCGUCCAGCGCUCCCGAUUUUUCCUCUUUGCAUAACCCUGUGGAGUCGGACAGUGGCAAGAGGCCUCACCCGGACCCCAUUAGCUUUAAGUCUGCCUCCGAAUCCUCCCGCUGCAGUUUAGAGGUCUCCCUGAACUCUCCGUCGGCGGCCUCUUCUCCAGGCCUCAUGAUGUCCGUCUCCCCCGUCCCUUCCUCUUCCGCCCCCAUCUCCCCGUCCCCCCCAAGUACGGCAGCUGGCAAAGCGCAGAGCUUGAGCCCCGCCACAGACACGGCCUGCUGUGCGGUCCAGAACCCCAAGCUCAGCACCAACGUCCAGCGGCGGCACGAGAAGAUGGCCAACCUCAACAGCAUCAUCCACCGGCUAGAAAGGGCAGCCAAUCGGGACGAGGCCCUGGAGUGGGAAUUCUGAGGGGAAAUGGCGGGAAAGGGCCUAGAAAGCAGGGGACCACAGUGGUGUGUGUGUGUGUAUGCACACAGCCACACACACAUAUAUAUUUUAUUAAUUUCAUCGAGGAUUGAGGAAGAAACAACCCUCCCCCCACAUCCUUUGAGUUGUGUGUGUGUGGGGGGGGGGGAACAAUUAAUAGCUACUCCCGUUCACUCGUUUUCUUAGCUGCUGACAAGAUGAACGCUAGCUUUUUCUUUGUUUUUAAAGGUGAAAACAAAAAACAAAAAAAGACCCGGGAACACUUUUAGAAGAAGAAGGAAAAAAAAGUUAAAAUAAUAUUUAUAGACCUCUUUUAGAUAUUUUAAUAAAAGGAAACUUUGGAAUUUA